This is a messenger RNA of Malania oleifera, 414 nucleotides long. RefSeq names its product agamous-like MADS-box protein AGL61. Bases 1 to 414 code for a protein of 137 amino acids. The record is from RefSeq and is a predicted model, not a curated record. Gene Ontology annotation, molecular function: RNA polymerase II cis-regulatory region sequence-specific DNA binding; protein dimerization activity; DNA-binding transcription factor activity, RNA polymerase II-specific. NCBI's taxonomy places the organism in Eukaryota, Viridiplantae, Streptophyta, Magnoliopsida, Santalales, Ximeniaceae. Gene Ontology annotation, biological process: regulation of transcription by RNA polymerase II. The transcript has a single exon.
AUGGAUAAUUUGAAAAAGAAGAAAACAGCAGGUCGAAGAAAGGUGGCGAUAAAGAAAAUUGAAGAUAAAAGGAAGCGCCAAAUUACGUUUUCAAAGCGCCGACAAGGCCUCUUUAAAGCUGCCAGUGAGGUGUGCGUACUCUGCGGCGUGGAGAUCGCCAUUGUUGUCAAGUCUCCUGGCAACAACUUCUUCUGCUUCGGUCAUCCCAGCUCGGACUCCAUCAUUGACAGCUACCUCGCCGGCCAAGGCUCUUCAGUAGUCAAGGGUUCUCCUGCGCCAACAUGUGGCGGUAGCGGAGGGUCCUGGUGGGAGCAGCCUAUUGAUGCAAUGACAUUUGAGGAGUUGGAGCAAUUUCAAGCUGAACUGGAGAAUUUGAAACAAGAAGCUUCACUUCUGGUAGAUGUUGAUGUAUAA